Molecule: messenger RNA, 2181 nt
Organism: Eucalyptus grandis
Lineage: Eukaryota; Viridiplantae; Streptophyta; Magnoliopsida; Myrtales; Myrtaceae
Product: protein WHAT'S THIS FACTOR 1 homolog, chloroplastic
Exons: 2
Coding region: 262-1836 (524 amino acids)
Molecular function (GO): RNA binding
Source: RefSeq, a predicted model, not a curated record
GGUUUUUCCAUUUCCGUCCGGCUUGAGAUAAACCUCUCUUCCUUCCUCCUCCCCCCAAAGCCCCAAGCCGAAGCGCCAGCCUCGCUCGCGCACGGCCGCCGUCCGCCGUCAUCGGCUCGAGCAGCGCCGGGGGUGAGUCGUCUUCUUCGCUUCCCUCUGCGUUAUUCGAUUGCAUACCCACUUCUGCUCUGUACUUUCCAUGCGGUAGAUGCUAGAUUCGGUUGUUCAUCAGCACCUUCCGCUCGUAGAACUCCCGUAACCAUGGAUCCCAAGCUGUUGUUUUGCUCGCCUAAAUGCUCAGCAACUGCUUCUCCCUUCUUGUAUUCUCACUUUCUUGAUAAGCCCAGAAUUCCUUUGAGACCCCAUUUGCGGGUCUAUCCUCUGGUUGCGCAGAAAACUCCAUUCUUGGGGGGUGGUUUGAUUUUUCCGGGAAAAGAUGGAGCCUUUAUGGAUAAUUCAAGAAAGGGUCGCGUGCCCUUCUUUCCCGUGAGAGCUGCGGUGAAGAGGAGGAAGGAGCCUCCCUUCGACAGUGUGAUCCAGAGGGACAAGAAAUUGAAGCUGGUGUUGAAGAUCAGGAAGAUCCUGGUGAGCCAGCCCAAUCAUACCAUGUCGCUUAAGGAGUUGGGGAAGCACAGGCGGGACCUCGGGUUGACGAAGCAGAGGCGGUUCAUCGCUUUGCUGAGGCAAUUCCCGGCCGUGUUUGAGAUUAUCGAGGAAGGAGUUUACUCGCUGAAAUUCAAGCUGACCGCAGAAGCCGAGAGGCUGUACUUGGAGGAGUUGAGGGUGAGGAAUGAGAUGGAGGAUAUGCUUGUCUUGAAGCUUAGGAAGCUGUUGAUGAUGUCUCUUGAGAAGCGUAUACUGCUCGAGAAGAUUGCUCAUCUGAAGACUGAUUUUGGGCUUCCUCUUGAAUUUCGCGAUACAAUCUGUCACCGGUAUCCACAAUAUUUCAGAGUUGUGGCAACAGGACGAGGCCCUGCCUUGGAACUAACUCACUGGGACCCCGAGCUUGCGGUGUCGGCAGCUGAGCUCUCAGAAGAGGAAACUAGGGCCAGAGAGUUAGAGGAGAAAGAUCUGAUUAUUGACCGGCCUGUCAAGUUCAAUAGAGUGAAGCUACCCAAGGGUCUCAAUCUGGCCAAGGGUGAGAUGAGGAGGAUUUGCAAGUUCCGGGACAUGCCUUAUAUAUCUCCCUAUUCUGAUUUUUCAGCAAUUAGGCCAGGUACGCCGGAGAAAGAGAAGCAUGCUUGUGGGGUUGUGCACGAGAUCCUGAGCCUCACUGUAGAGAAGAGAACUCUGGUCGAUCAUCUCACUCAUUUUAGAGAGGAAUUCAGAUUCUCUCAGCAAUUGAGAGGAAUGCUGAUCAGGCAUCCUGAUAUGUUCUAUGUGUCUCUGAAGGGGGAUAGGGAUUCGGUUUUCCUCCGGGAAGCAUAUCGCGAUUCUCACUUGAUAGAGAAAGAUCGGCUGUUGCUCAUCAAAGAAAAGCUCCGUUCACUUGUUGCUGUUCCUAGGUUCCGGAGGAGGAAUGCUUCUAGAAGAGGUGAUGAGGGAGCAGAGGGAACCACCGAUCAAGAAGGUGGAAGUGGUCUAGAGGAUGAGGAAGACUGGUCUGAUGUUGAGAAUGCAAUUGAUGAGGCUGAUGGAUCUUAUGAUGACGAUGAUGAGGACGAUGACGGGGAUUUUGAUGAUGAUUGGACUGAUGAAGAUGAUAAUGCACCACCAGAUUUUACUGAUGAUGCUGGAAGUGUGAAACCUAUUAAGCAGGCUGAUCCUUUGAGAAACAAGGAUCAGAAAGAGCUUGUUCCUGUGUUUCCUGAUGGUCGUCCAAGACAACGUUGGUGAAAUUAUUGUUGAACUACGUAUUCUGCAAGCAAGCUGAGACAUUUAUCAAGAUCUCUUACGACCAAUUGUGAGGGCCUCGGAUUGUAAAUUGAAGGUCCACCAUAGUAACUUGUUUUGAUGUUACUUCUUCCUCUGGGUUGCUGUGAGUGAAGUGCUUCAUAAAGAGUUGGGGGGGGCCUUCCAUGUCACAGUUUGAUGAGAUACAGAAUAUUUCAUUUCUUGUGCCUAAGGAUAGUGUGGAAUGUAUAUGUUUUGUAGAACAUGUUUCUUUUCUGGUCUGCGUUGUUUAAUGUCAUUCUCCCAUGUUUUCAUGGAUACAAUUCAACCCAAGUUUUUGGGUGGGAA